Capsicum annuum is the source of this 1833-nucleotide messenger RNA. RefSeq names its product 2-carboxy-1,4-naphthoquinone phytyltransferase, chloroplastic. The transcript is spliced from 12 exons. NCBI's taxonomy places the organism in Eukaryota, Viridiplantae, Streptophyta, Magnoliopsida, Solanales, Solanaceae. Bases 225 to 1445 code for a protein of 406 amino acids. Gene Ontology annotation, cellular component: membrane. Gene Ontology annotation, molecular function: prenyltransferase activity. The record is from RefSeq and is a predicted model, not a curated record. Gene Ontology annotation, biological process: phylloquinone biosynthetic process.
GGAGGUUCAGUUAGAUGUCUUUUUCUUAUUGACCCUUAAGCAACUGAUAUCCUAAAGGCUUAUCUUUUGCACUCUCUUUAACUCAUUAUUAACAUAAGACAGUUAAAACUGAUUCUUGAUAUUACAUUUUAGUUCUUUGGGCAUCCCAAUUUCAGUGUUCAUGUUUCCAAAAUACCAACUUCCCCUGACUGAUACUUUAACUGGUAUUUGAGAGUGAGUUACUGAUGGCAUUGUCAGCCACUUUCAAUGGUCCAAUUCUUGCUUCUGACUUCACUAAGCACUGUAUAAACAGCCAUGCUCCAACUUCUUCCAGGAAUUUUAUCUUCACAACUUGUUCACUACCAUCACACGCCAUACAAAGAUCAAUCUGUUGCUUCCGAUGCUCUGGAAGAUCUGGCAGUGUUAUUAAUUUAAGAUGGAAAGAAGUCGAGCAACGGCACUCAAGCCUGAGAGGUUUCUUUAUGUGUAAAGUGCAGCAACAUGAUGCUAUCUCUGAGGAAAAAGAAGAAAAUAUCUCACAAGCUACUUUGAUAUGGAGGGCAAUCAAAUUACCAAUAUACUCUGUAGCCUUAGUUCCUCUAACUGUGGGGAGUGCAGCUGCUUAUUUGCAGACUGGCCUCUUUUCUGCUAGGCGUUAUUUUAUGCUAUUGGCAUCUUCAAUUUUUAUCAUCACUUGGCUUAACUUAAGCAACGACGUUUAUGAUUUUGACACGGGAGCUGAUAAGGACAAGAAAGAAUCAGUUGUGAACAUUGUUGGCAGCCGCACAGGAACAUUCAUCGCUGCUUACUUGUUUCUUGCCCUUGGUUUCUUGGGGCUUACUUAUACAUCUGUGGAGGCUUCAAAUCUACGUGCUAUAUUACUAUUAGCUUCUUCAAUCACUUGUGGCUACAUAUACCAGUGCCCGCCAUUUCGGUUAAGUUACCAAGGUCUGGGGGAACCCUUGUGCUUUGCUGCAUUUGGUCCUUUUACUACGACUGCCUUUUACUUACUUCAAAGCAGCACCAGUGAGCUCCCAAUCACAUAUACAACACUUUCAGCAUCAGCACUUGUUGGUUUCACAACAUCACUUAUCCUGUUUUGUAGUCAUUUCCACCAGGUAGAAGGGGAUAAGGCCGUGGGAAAAUUUUCUCCACUGGUUAGGCUUGGUACUCAAGCUGGUUCCAGAAUUGUAAAAGUGGCUGUGGCAACACUCUAUUCAGGGAUGCUUCUUCUUGGUUUCACUCAAACACUUCCAUUUACAUGCAUUAUUCUUUGUGCUUUAACUAUACCAGUGGGAAAACUGGUAGUUAGCUAUGUGGAGAAGAACCAUAAGGACAAAGCACAGAUCUUUAUGGCAAAGUAUUACUGUGUGAGAUUUCAUGUUCUAUUUGGAGUGGCUUUGACUGCUGGCUUGGUAGCAGCUAAAAUGAUUGCUAGAUAUCCUGUUCCAAAACCAAUAUUCUGAAAUCACAGGAUUCAUCAGUGGCUGCAUCAGAUCUCAGGAACUACCUAACACGAAUGAAUACACAUUGUCACUGAGGCUCUGAAAGCAUCAAGGAGCAAUUUUUUCAAACUUAGGCUCUCUCUGUGCAAAUUACAAGAGUAACUAUAUAUGGAAGGAAAUGGAAAAAAGAUGCAAAGCUCUUGGCAAUAGCCAGCACUGUGUCUCGAUCCAUUGGACAUUGAAUUACUUGAACUGCCCUUAGUUUAAUAAAUUUCCAUAUUAGACUUGAGCACUGAGAAGACAUGUCAAUCAAUACCGUCACAUGAUUCGUAAAUGCAUGAAUGUGAUGUAGUGUUUCCUAAUGUACUUGUUGACAAUUAGUUAUUAAUUGCUAAUAAUUAUUCCUCCA